This is a messenger RNA of Paecilomyces variotii, 4702 nucleotides long. RefSeq lists its product as hypothetical. The record is from RefSeq and is a predicted model, not a curated record. The transcript has 4 exons. Lineage: Eukaryota; Fungi; Ascomycota; Eurotiomycetes; Eurotiales; Thermoascaceae. The coding region runs from base 138 to 4685 and encodes 1515 amino acids. Gene Ontology annotation, biological process: mitotic sister chromatid biorientation; protein localization to kinetochore; mitotic spindle assembly checkpoint signaling.
CAGCUUCAUAUGGACGACGAUUCAUGCUCACGCACGGCUGCAAUGGCAUGAGAAUGUCAACUGCUGUGCUCAGAGAUCCUGCCAGAUAUUGAUCACAAUACGAAUAUUCCCCAACAACAUCCUCUGGGUUUAUCGCCAUGGCUUCCCGGGGUGAGGGGCCGUCCCGUCUGCGGUCCCGUCGCUCCAUUGCCCAUGUACCUUCGUCGAGAACGGCUUCUACGCUCGAUAAGGAAAAUGCCACAACAGAUAUCAGUGCUCUCAAGCCUCAGAGAAGCAAUGUGAGACAGCCAGUCAAAGACAAAAAGUCACGGAGCAAAAGUCUGGGACCAGGUGGACUGGAUGCGCUUCAAGACUCCAAUGGCAAUCGGCGCAAGUCGACGGCCGCUUUCCCUCUCAAAUCCAUUCUAAAGCCAACUGUUCCUGUGUCGCCUGUCCGGAACAUUCCAUCUUUUGAGGAGACACGCAGACGAACACCGGCGCGCAGCCCUGAACGAAACCACGGCAAUGAAGGAAAUCGUCAGGGCGCAGAAGGCUUGUUGAUUGAUUUUUCCACUCCGACAAGAGGAUCUGGUUCAGGAGACGCCCACGCUGCUAACCCAUUCGAGGCGUUCAACGCCUCAUCGGCUGUACGAGAUGAUAUUGCGGCGGCGCAAGAACGCGAAGAGAAGGAGAGAAGGGAACGCGAAAGGAAGCUGAUUCUAGAGCAAAGGGAGGCACGACGGAAGUCUAUGGCAAACCGCCGUGUUUCGUUCGCUCCUGAAGCUACCCUGCAUACAUGGAAUGUCGUUGAAUUAGCCGAGGACUCGACAUCCUCUUCCGCUUCGAACUCGACAAGACGCGCAUCUGCCUGGGCGAAUUCGACGAAUCAAGGUCACGAGCAACCAUCUGAUCACUCUGAACCAUCCAGUCCGGAGUCGGGCGCGGAGGCAGGCCCUGCUUCUCCAGAAGCGCGUUCCGACGAUCUGUCCUCUAGCCCUUUCAGUGGCAGUUCCACGGCAGGCAGUGAGGAUAUCCCGGCGCAGGGUGCCUUUGAGGAGGACGAUGCCUCGUCAGACUCGGAGAAUGACUUUGACGGCGAAAGCACGGCCAUGAGCAUGGACGAUGCGACCGUGAGGUCUAAUAUGACAACGCACUCCAACGGUUCAAGUACUAGUUCGAGUGCUCGCCUCGAUGCGGCCCUCCGUCAAGCAGCGAAAGAAGCUGGAACCAGAGGUAUCGACUAUGAUGAAAACGGUGAACUUUCCAUGGAAAUAGCAGAUCAGGAGAUAACAGGGGCUUUUCAACCAUGGAUAAAGAAAGGCCAACGGAUAAGUUUCGACAUGGAAGACCUUAGCACCUUGAAUGAUCAGGAAAACAUCCCAUUCGGGCAGCCAACAGAAAGUCACGACACUCAGCCUACAGCUAGCGACGGCGAGGAUAACGACGACGAGGAUCUAAGCAUGGAUAUCACAAACGCAGUUGGUCGCAUAUUGGCAAAGCAUACGGGCCGUCGCCAGAGUGUUCGGCGCAAGUCAUCUGGACAAGAGACAAACUACGAUGAUCAGACGAUGGAAUUCACAAAUGUCGUCGGGGGCAUUGCACAGCCAGCAUCCCCAGCGAAAUCCACAGGUGCUGGAAGCGAUAUGGAUGAAGACGAGGAGAUGACCAUGGAAUUUACGUCCGUCGUUGGUGGCGUACUGAAUAAGGGACCAUCCAACUUCCAGCCCCGAGAUGAGGAUCUCUAUCCACGGUUAGAUAACCGUCCCGAACUCGAUAGCCGCAGCUUUUCUGACCCGGGUGACGGGGAAGACGAAAAUGGCAUGGAGAUGGAAAUUACAGGCGCUGUUGGUGGAAUUCUCCCGCAGACUAAAAGGCAGAGCGAGCCCGAGGAUGAUUAUACUGCAGCUAUGGAUUUGACUACAACGACGGGCAGGAUCUAUCCUACCUUCGAACAGAGCGGUCAGGAAGGGGCAAAGACGUCGAUAGGGACGGGGAUCGAUGCUGGGCAGCCGGGCAGUUCACCAUUCCAGGAACGCCCACCUGUUUCUCCACCCAAAUUCAUCUCUCAUCAUGUUGCUCCUGUUGCCUCGGAGAGUGGAAGCCCUAGCUUAGCCAGCGUGAGAUCUCGACCGACUAGGGCAAGCAUAGGACGGCGGGCGUCGACAACGUCCAUCUCACAUUCACCGCAGACGACACCAGUGAAAAAGGUUGCAACACCGUCGAAGCAGCUCACUCCCCAGCCCCCUCUUCGACCUACCACCCCUUCGAAGACGCCGCCAUCUGCCAAUGUCGCUUGGCGAAGCGCAUCGCCCAAGAAACUAUUCCAACCUGAGCUUCGAUCUCCUGCAAACAAGGUAGAGUCUCCCCGCCGCAAAAGCCUCUUUGAGCGUGACACGAAGACCGGACAGACGACACCUGCGUUUGUGUUAAAGCCACGUGAAAGACGCUCCUCUGGCCUAGGCAUUGACAGAGAAGGCCUGGGCUCCCCUCGAGUUGCGGAGAUGCUAGAUAAACGUCGAUCCAUUGGGGAGAAUACGCCGCAGUUCAUUCCAAACGAACAACCGGCGAGAGGUGUCCGUUUCGACGACCCUGUAAGACUGCAAGAAGAAGUUGACCGUGAACGCGAGGAAGAGGAGUAUCGGGAGGACGGCCAUAUUUCUCUGACUCAAACAAGUGAGCGGGAUACGACUACGAGUUUAAAAGAUAUGAUUUCGAGUCUUACACCAAAGAAGAACAAAAUUGGUGGACGGAAGAGCUUGCACGUUGGAGCCGCAAGAGGUUUACUUGGCAAGCGUCCGGUCGAGCUGGAUGAGUCCGAGGAAGAAGAUAACUCGCCUAAGCGGACGAGAGGCCGUGAGGCUAGUCCAGUAAAGAAUGUCAGACUUCCUGCACCGCCGACCAAGGAUGAGACUCUCCGUUCUUCUACCCCCAAGAUCGGCGAUUUCUCCCCAGCGAAGAAUAGCACCACGCCCAAGGAUGACCCACGAUUCAAAGAUGUAACAGAAUCCUUAUCUGGCAGGAGAGGACCUUCUGAGUCUGAGCAGCAGAUUGGGGUGGAUGAGAAUGAUGACGAUGCCAUGGAACCGGAGUUUGAACCGAUUCAACUCCAAGACUUCCUCAAUAUGACAAACAUACAUUUCAUGGAACUCACUACAACCAAGCGUCGCCACACUAUCGCCCCAGGAAGUGAUAAGGAUAAUUCGAAGGGUACUGGAAAGAGUGAUUCUGGAGACGGGAGUACCAGCCUUGAGGAUUGUGUAGCAGCUGGGUUCUGCACAAUACCAAUGCUCGAGCUAUAUCAACACUCUUGCCGCGAGUUGAAAUCAUAUAUCUCCGAGGGAAGGCAGAUCAUCCGCUCUAUAGAAGCUGAAACCUACGCCGAAAACCCACCCUUGUUCCGUGAAUACGUGACUGCUCCUCCUGACAUCCGCUUGUUGAUGGAUAACCAGUUCCGCAAUGUCAAAACACAUGCAAGGCUCCUUAGCAAGGCGAUGUGGUAUGAAUGGCGUAUGAAACUGCUUGAAGGCCUGAAAGAAGGACUGGACAGGCACGUCCAGGAAAUGAAUGCCGAUGAUAUUGUUCUUCAGAAACAAGAGAAACUUCUGAAUAGCGUCGUUCCCGGUCUUGUUGAGAAACACUCGGUCCUCCAAUCAGAGGCGACGAAGCUCCAGGAGAUAGCCGAGGAGAUGGAUAAUUGUGACCAGGAUGAAUUGCGCAGCGCACGGAAGAAACUGUCCACCAUCGAAGCUGAGCUCGUGGAGAAAAGGAAGCGGCUCGAGGAAAUGCAAGAGGAGCUUCGGGACAAGACUGACACAAUUGAGGCUGGUGCAGAGCUCAAGGCAGAGUUCAUGGACCAGAUACGUCAAGCAGAGAGAACCAAGGAAGAAUGCCGUGGGUGGAGCGUGAAGGAAGUCAAUGCGCUAAAGGCUUCUGUCCAUGACCUUGAGGUCAAGACCGGCUGGUCGAUCAUCUCCGCUACACCUUCACCUGACUGCCCUGCGGGACCCAUGUUGACAAUGUGCUAUCGAAGCGAGCUCCAGGUCUUGUUCCACCCGGGUUCGUUCCGAGUUCCGAGGCCGCCAAAGAACCCUCAGCGUACGGCUAGCACAAAGACGAAGACUCCAGUUGAUCUACUCUAUCGGCCCAACAAGGGAGGAGUCACUGGUCAUACUUCUGAGCUGUCGCCCACAAAGACCCUAGCCUUACAUGCUCUGAGGAAACACCUGAUGACUAUAGACCAGUCCUCCUUGACUCCGCAAAAGCUCUUGAGUUUUAUUUCAGAGGCAUGGGAUCUAGCACUUACCGUUGAGGAGGAAAUCCGCCAACUCGAAUUCUGCGGUGUCACCAAGUUGAGGCUCACGAAGGAUGAGAUCGACUCUCUGUUAAGGGCCAGAUGCACGAUUUUGGGUGACGCUCCCUCAACUGCGAUGCCGAGAAAGAGCCGGGUCGACGUGGAUUUCAAUGUUAGAAUGCGUGUUGUAGACGACGGCACCGUCAAUCCCGGGGACAUUGGCCCUCUCAGACUGGAGAUCGAAGCGCUCGGAAGUAAAGUUUAUGGGUUUGGCUCUGGAGACCAGAGCGGAGUUUCGGAGAAUCAAAUGAAAGAUAUCCUUCGCAAAGAGACCCAGGGGAAUAAAUCUGGUCUAGAAUUCGGGAAAGGCGUUUGGAGAAAAGCCGUGCAUGAACUCGCUGGGAGAGUUUUCUGAUCUGAACCUUUCGCAAU